Molecule: messenger RNA, 1020 nt
Organism: Pectinophora gossypiella (pink bollworm)
Lineage: Eukaryota; Metazoa; Arthropoda; Insecta; Lepidoptera; Gelechiidae
Product: N-acetylneuraminate lyase-like
Exons: 7
Coding region: 99-1010 (303 amino acids)
Biological process (GO): N-acetylneuraminate catabolic process
Molecular function (GO): N-acetylneuraminate lyase activity; 4-hydroxy-tetrahydrodipicolinate synthase activity
Source: RefSeq, a predicted model, not a curated record
CAUUCAACGACUUGUUAAUAUUAUUUAUCAUUCCGUUCUCUCAGCCGGCUAAUAUCGGUUGUCUAAGUAGGUAUUUCAAAAUACUUUCGCGGAUUAAAAUGGUGAUUUUUAACGCUCGUGGCUUAAUGCCUCCUGUGUUCACGCCUCUCAAUGAAGACCUAACAGUUAACUAUGCUGCUAUUGCACCCUACGCGCAGUGGCUGGCGAAGAACGGAAUCAAAUCAGUUUUGGUGGGUGGUACCACGGGCGAGCAUAUGUCUCUCAGUGUGGCUGACAGGAAGAAGGUGGUCGAUGAGUGGGUGAAGGUGGCGAAGACCACAGGGCUCCAUGUCCAGGUGCAAGUCGGUGGGGCGCCUCUACCUGACGUCAUUACUUUGGCGUCCUAUUGCCAGUCGGCGGGGGCAGAUUCCCUGCUGACGCUCCCGGAGCUGUACUUCAAGCCAGGCAGCGUGGCCGACCUGGUCUCCUACGUGGAGUUCGUAGCCAAGGCUGCCCCCAAACUACCCGUGCUCUACUACCACAUACCCAGCAUGAGCAGGGUUGAAAUCAACAUGCCAGCGUUUGUGACUGCGGCUACAGCGCGGAUCCCCAACUUCAAGGGCAUCAAGUUCACGUCCAACGAUCUGUGCGAGGGUGCGCAGGUGCUGAGGGCCCUCAAGGAGGGCCAGGAGGUAUUCCUUGGGGCUGAUGCUCUGAUUGCCCCAGCAGCCUUGUUAGGUAUCAAAUCCAGUAUCGGCACCUCGUUCAAUUUGUUCCCGCGACUGGCUCAGGAUAUACUGGACGCUGUUGAGAACAAUGACAUCGCAAAAGCCAGGAGUCUGCAGGAGAAACUGUGUCUGGCUGUUGAAGCCUUAACUGUUGAAGGUCCGUGGGUACCUGUGAUGAAGGCUGGUAUGGAGAUAGCAACUGGAAUCAAAGUGGGACCGCCGUCUUUGCCGCAGAAGCCUCUCACAGCCGACGCUAAGAAGAGAAUACAUACUCAACUCAAAGCCUUAGGAUUAUGUAAUUAAAAUUCAUUGA